CUGGAAGACAGCCCCAAAGCCCUGCCUGUGGUAGGGGAGCAAUUGAACUUGGAUAAUGACAUAAACGAGCCGGUGUUCAUCUGGGGAAUCUCAGACAGAGCAGCCCAGAGGAAAAGCAUCUCUGCUGGCGAAGGUUCGUUUCAUUUGCAACAGGAGAAGCAGCAGCUGCUGGCGCCCAGACCGGGGAGAGGUAAAGGGAGGCUGAGGCUGCCGCACAGGCUACCCUUCAAAGACAGACAUUUCACCUGCAGCAAAAUAAUAGGAAGGAGGUUCGCCUGCUUUGCACAGAGGCUGAGCUACAGGAGAAAGCAGAGCCAAUGUGAUUUAUUGAAUGAAGGCUCUGGACACUUACCAGCAACUUGUUUCUCUGCUGCUUCGAACAGCUUAAGCUGGAACUCCCGCUCGAAGAUGACACAACAAAUGCAGAACUUACAUCUUUGCCAGUCAAAAAAACACAGCGCUCCGUCGUCUCCCAAUGCCGCCAAGCGCCUGUACAGGAACCUCUCUGAGAAGCUGAAGGGCAGCCACUCGUCCUUCGAUGAGGCCUACUUCAGAACCAGAACGGAUCGGCUGAGCCUCAGGAAGACCUCAGUGAAUUUCCAGGGCAACGAAGCCAUGUUUGAGGCAGUUGAGCAGCAGGACCUAGACGCUGUGCAGCUCCUCCUCUACCAGUACACACCGGAAGAACUAGAUCUGAACACACCCAACAGUGAGGGGCUGACCCCCCUGGACAUCGCCAUCAUGACCAACAACGUACCCAUUGCUAGGAUUCUUCUACGGACAGGGGCCAGAGAGAGUCCACACUUUGUCAGCCUGGAGAGCCGAGCAAUGCAUCUCAACACACUAGUCCAGGAAGCCCAGGAGAGGGUGGGUGAGCUGACUGCCCAGGUGGAGAAUGAAGGCUUCACUCUGGACAACACGGAGAAGGAGAAGCAGCUGAAGGCUUGGGAGUGGAGGUGCCGGCUCUACAGGCGAAUGAAAACCGGCUUCGAGCAUGCCCGAGCCCCAGAGGUUCCAACCAAUGCCUGUCUCAUGGUAACCAGCAGUACGUCACUCACUGUCACCUUCCAGGAGCCCCUCAGUGUCAACGCAGCGGUGGUGACCAGGUACAAAGUGGAAUGGAGCAUGUCUAAAGACUUUUCCCCUUUGGCCGGGGAGAUCAUCAUGGACAACCUGCAGACCCUGAGGUGCACAAUCACAGGACUCACCACAGGCCAACAGUAUUUUGUUCAAGUCUCGGCUUACAACAUGAAAGGAUGGGGACCAGCUCAGACCACAACUCCGGCCUGUGCCUCGCCCUCUAACUGGAAAGACUAUGACGACAGAGAGCCCAGACACAAGGGACAGAGCGAGGUUCUGGAGAGCCUGCUGCAGCAGGUCCGAGCCCUUCAUCAGCGUUACAGCUGCCGGGAAAGUUCAAAGUUGCAAACCACGGGCCGCAAGCAGUCAGUAUCAAGAAGCCUAAAGCACCUAUUCCAUUCCUCAAACAAGUUUGUGAAGACCUUGAAACGAGGACUCUACAUAGCCGUUAUAUUUUAUUAUAAAGACAAUAUGUUAGUCACCAAUGAAGAUCAAAUACCAAUUGUUGAAAUAGAUGACUCUCACACCAGCUCCAUUACACAAGAUUUUCUCUGGUUCACGAAGCUGUCUUGUAUGUGGGAAGACAUCAGGUGGCUAAGGCAAAGCGUGCCCAUCUCUAUGUCCUCAUCCACGGUGCUGCAGACUCGGCAGAAGAUGCUCGCCGCCACAGCCCAGCUACAGAAUUUACUUGGAACGCACAACUUGGGAAGACUCUACUAUGAGCCCAUUAAAGAUCGCCAUGGCAACAUCCUCAUCGUCACCAUCAGGGAAGUGGAGAUGCUUUAUUCCUUUUUUAAUGGCAAGUGGAUGCAGAUAUCAAAACUGCAAAGCCAGAGGAAGUCUCUGUCAACACCCGAGGAGCCAACAGCCUUAGAUAUCUUGCUAAUAACCAUCCAGGAUCUCCUCUCCUACCACAAGAGGAGUCAUCAGCGUCUCUCUCCUGGGCUGUAUCUAGGAUACCUAAAGCUAUGCAGUUCUGUGGAUCAGAUCAAAGUGCUUGUAACCCAAAAGUUACCCAACAUUCUCUGCCACGUGAAGAUCCGCGAGAACAGCAACAUCUCCAAAGAGGAGUGGGAAUGGAUCCAAAAGCUUUCUGGCUCCGAAUCUAUGGAAAGUGUGGAUCAUAAUGCUGACUGCCCCGUGCAAUUGUUCUUCUAUGAGCUCCAGAUGGCAGUGAAGGCUCUCCUGAAGCACAUCAAUAUACCUCCACACCAGGCAAGGAACUUCCGCCUCUACACACAGGAGGUGUUGGAAAUGGGUCACAAUGUGUCCUUUCUUCUCCUGCUCCCUGCCUCAGACGACGUCUGUACAGCCCCAGGACAGAAUAAUCCUUACAGCCCACACUCAGGGUUUCUUAACCUCCCUCUUCAGAUGUUUGAACUCGUUCAUUUUUGCAGCUACAGAGAGAAAUUUAUUAGUCUGUAUUGCCGCCUUUCUGCUGUUGUGGAGCUGGACUCCCUGAACACCCAGCAGUCCCUGAGGGAAGCGAUCUCAGACAGCGAGGUUGCAGCUGCCAAGCAGAGACACCAGCAAGUGCUGGACUUCAUUCAGCAAAUUGAUGAAGUCUGGCGUGAAAUGAGAUGGAUCACGGAUGCUCUACAGUAUGCAAGAUACAAGCAACCAGUCUCUGGCUUGGCCAUCACUAAGCUGAUAGACCCCUCCAGUGAGCAGAAUCUAAAGAAGAUCAGUUCUACGUCAUCACACAUAGACUGUCUUCCAUCAACAUCCCCAUCCCCAGAGAUGCACAGAAGAAAGGCAGUGAGCGAGUCCCAGCCCUGCUCUGAUGAAGAAGGUUGCUCAGAAGUCUUCCUCCCCACAGACAGUGACUACGACUCCAGCGAUGCCCUGAGCCCACGAGACCUGGACCUGGUUUACCUGUCAUCACAUGACAUUGCCCAGCAGGCCCUCAGCGGCCUGAGUGGCAGCGCCCCAGACGUCCUACAGGUGCACGACAUGAAGGCCACCAUGGGGCCUGGCCAGGACCCUCAGGGCCCCCCGGUGCAGGGCCCAGACACUGACCACUCAUGUGCAGAGUUCCUCCACAGCCUGACCCUCACGGGCUUAGCACCCAAGAACCAUGCCAAGAUGGUGCCGGGCACGCGGCCGCCGCUGGGCUUCCUGGGAAAGCGGAAGCCGGCCAAGCACCAGCACUACGGAGGCUUCAGCCGCCACCACCGCUGGCUGCGCAUGCACAGUGAGACGCAGUCGCUGUCGCUCUCCGAAGGCGUUUACACCCAGCACCUGUCUCGGGCCUGCGGCCUGGCUCAGGAUCCCGGGGAAGCAGAGCGGCCUGGGCCUGUCGGGGAUGAACCUCGGGGUCUGCCUCUGACCCACGCGGCUAGCCUCCCGGAGGAGCGGAGGAGCUGCCUCCAGGACCCAAGGCGGUCAGUGCACAGAGUCUAUGUGGAACCCUACCCCGACACACUCGUGGGCCAGGACACAAAGCUGUGGACCCGUCUGAGCCCUACCCCUGCAGGCCGCAGCAGCCUGCCAAGCCCCACGAGUUCAGAGAUAAGUCCAGACCCCACUUCUCCGGUUUCAGAAAUACUAAGUAGUAUGCUUUAGGAAGAGCCCACACUGGCUAUCUUGCAUUUCCUUCACCAUAGCCCCAUCCUGCCCCCCCCCCCACUGCGUUCCCAAUUUAUUUUCAAAAGUUUUGAAAGUUAGAAAUCCAAAGGUCACGGGUUUAAAACUCUUUCCCCCCCCCCAAAGUGAGGGACAGGAUGGGGAGCAGGGGAGGCUACAGUUGUCACUACCAUUCCCACCUCACCCUAGAAAAUGUGGGCGUCUGAGACCCGUGAUUCACAUACGUAACUCCUUUUGUAGCACCUGCGGCCGAGCUAGGCCAGCCCAAGGAAGACAUCUGCGAUUUUCUGGUCAAUCUCAACCCUGGGCUUGGUGUUCUUUUGUGAGUUUGUGGCUGAUGAAGGAGUUCAAUGGAUGGAAAUAAGAUUAACAUAGCUUUUUUCUCAAAUCCAAACUUUGAGAAGAAUAUGAUGAAAAGAAGCCCGAGUUGCGUCUCAAGAGCGAGGGUUCAAGUAGAACUGAGCUGGCUUUUCCCUCAGUUAAAGCAGGCUAUUCUAAAGUGCAGGCUUUUCAGGACUCCCCAAGUCCAGUUUAUCUAUCGGCACUUGCCUGGGCAAGUGGGGCUUGGGUAGGCCUUUUCUUCACUUAGUGUUAUGUGGAGAACACCAGAAACAAAAAGUGGAGGACACUUCUUUUCUAGCCCUGUUUUGCAAGACAGAAUAGGGCAGGAAGCAGCCUUUCUGGCACGGUCAGAUCCCAUUCAGUCGUGACAAUGAACAGUAAAUUAUUCCAGAGUGCAAAGAGAUGGCUGAGUUAAGUGAAAGCCUGAAUUAUAGCAAUGAAAGGGGGAAAGGGAAAGAAACAGAAAUCCUUUCUCUUUGCAGCAAACCAAAUGAGUCCACGGCGUCUGUACCAUUUAGAAUGGCGGUGAAUCCGCACCAGAUUUUAAACUGAUGAGUUGCUGAACUAGAAAGUGUCCACCAGAUAUGGUCAGGUAGUGAUAGGCUCCUCCAAGCCUAUCACUUAGAGGAGCACAUCAUCAGUCAUCCCUCAUCACUGGUCAAGACUGUUGAAGGCUGGAGUGGGUACGCUCCACUUUAACCCUGCGCCUUAUAGCAUGAGUCCCCCACCCCCUUCCCCAGGCCAUCGGACCCAUUUGGCCAUACGGAAAAUGUGUCCUUAGUAGCCUCAGCUGUGGUUUAAGCCAAGCGUGUGCUCAGUAGCACCUGGACAUCCUGCUUCAGUCACAUUGCCUCCUACCUGAAUUUCUCACAAGUGAGAAACUCAAAUGGAAACAACACUGCAGAUUCAAGAGAGGCACAGUUCUCCUAGAGCCAAGACCAUUCAGUUCACUAACAUUCUAGAGUCUUUUUUUUUUUUUUUUUGCAUAGCGGGCCUUUCCAUUAACUGCGGUUCUUUGCUAUCCUGUCCCUGUCCACGAAGUCCUACACUACUCUUGAAAGUUCAUGCAAACUCUGUGUUCAGCAUGGGAUUCUAAUUCCCUCUGUGAAAAAGAUAUUAAAUGUAAAUAAUUGCCUGAUCCAAAAGGUAUAGUUUGGCCAGUUGCCUGUGGUUAUUAGAAAACUGAAGCCAUGAUCUCAGCAUUUUUUUUUUCCUCUUAAGAGAUAUUAUGCUCAGUGAACCCUCAAGGAAUCUUGAUUAAAAUAUCUGCUGGGCAUAGUGGCACCCUUUAAAUCCUAGCACUCAGGAGGCAGAGACAGGAAGAUCUCUGUGAGCUCGAGGCCAGCCUGCUCUACAAAGCGAGUUCCAGGAUAACCAGAGCUGUUAAAAACAGAAACCUUGUCUUGAAAAAAUAAAUAAAUAAAUGAGAUGCAUAGAAUUUCUUUGCUAUACCUGGUAGGAUUUUAAAAUAAAGUUUUCUUCUGUCUCAGUGAAUUAUGGAAGGAAUGAGGGUAUGGACCUUAAGACUUUGUCCUCACAGAUAUGUCAGUUAAGGCUGGAGAUGUUAAAUGAGUGAAGAUUGCAAGAGCUGUCUUAAUGUCAGGAUUAGAACUCAAAACACCUUCUUUGUAAAGACAUAAAUUGGCACAUACCUUGCCAUCUAGCAAUUGUCUAAUCUGCUUUCUUUAUUUCAUAAAGCCCUCUCCUUCUUAUUCCAAAUUUGAAAAAAAAUAUCUGUGCGCAACCUUUACGUUACAAGUUUCCAACCUUAUGAAGCUCUUUAUUGCCGGAGAACACAAAUUUUACCAAUAGACAUGUAAGUCAACUAAUAAAAAACCAACUUUAGGAGAAAUGUCCAUUUAAGUUAUACCUCCUCCUUAAUAUUGGGAACGACAGAGUUGUCUGCAUUUUGUUUUUACCCGUUUCUAAUUAGAAAAGGGAUUGAGCACACUGACUGCAAAUCCAUUUGUAAAAUGGAUUGCUAAAAGUCUGAAGAACGGAGAAGGAAAAAUGGCGCUGGUCCUGACAUUCUGUGGGGCAUACGGGAUAGCUUAUGACGGGGACCUCCGACAGGGAGUCACGGCAGAGGUUCGACCACUUCCCUAGUCUUUUGUUCAGCAACUCACUAACCCCAACUACACGAAGUAAAAAUGCACUCAUUUAUGUUGGGAUUACUAGGUUAAAUCAUCCUGUUCCUCGAGUAGAAGAGGCACAUGGAGAGAAUAAUAUGCAGGGGAUUUCAACGGACGUGCUCAAUUUAGCUGAAAAUGUCUUCUGCUAGGGAGAUUCCCUCAAUAAUAAACACGCCCACCCCUGACCCCAAUUUGAGAACUUGAACCAGUUUAAAUUAAAGCACCGUAGAAAAAAAAAUCACUGUGUUUUCUAACUCACAGUGCUGUCCUCAUUCAUUUUGAUGACGUACACAUGCGGGACUUAGAAUAUUGAUUGAUUUUUAUCUUACUGCUUUUGUUUUAUUUUGGAGAUGAUGAAUGUGAACUUUUAUUCUUUUCAAAUACAAUAUAAGAGACUCCUGAGGAAAUCUCCCUAUCCACUUUCCCAGUUUUUCUAAUCUGCUUUACUCAGACCUAAAAUAUCCAUCUCCCAUCCUCCGUGAAGAUCCUUAAAAUUCAUGGACUGUGACCCGCCCAUGUCUUUCUAUGGUCUAAGCUGGACAGAGAACCAAAGAAUCAAGAGUGGAGUGCAUUCCAAGGCCAUGGAACACUCACAGUCUAAGAAUUUAGCCACAUAAUAACCAUACAGCAUCUCAUGGCUAUAUCGAAGAGGCAGCAGCAUGUGACAGACAGACACAGAAUAUGCCUGGCUAGAAGUCUCCCACUGAACUCCUGCUGUCUAUUCAUCAGGGGGCACAUCUUGGAAAAUAAAACUCAUUUGUGUAAAUGUAAAUGCCACCACUUACAAGGCCGGGCUAGCAAGUCCUCUAGUUGGCGAGGGUACCUGGGACACCGUAAUUAAAACCAUUAACUCCAAGGAAGGGGUAUUUUAAAAAGUGGGUACUUAAAGAUGAGCUCCAUCGGGUCUUAAGAACAUUCACUAAUACUCAAAGCAAUAAUUAUACUGAAGAAAGUGGUUCCAUUUGGUUCAAAAACUGAAGCCAGUUACAAAUAAUAUCCUGCCAGCCCCCUUUCCUGAAGGGUUCCAAAGCACUUUAUGAACAGCAAUGACUGAACCCUUGUUGUACUCCCCUAAAGAGACCUUGUCUGGGAGCCAUCUGGCAAAUAUCUACUCCAUCCUUGCCAGGAGAUCAUGCCAGACAAGUGGAAAAGGAGACUGACCUCUCAUUCAUUGUUAUCCUGACAUACAAAUGUGUACCCUGAAGAAGGUGAGCUCCCCUCUGGAAGACAAUGCUAGGACAAGAAAGUGUAGCAGAAAACCCAACGCCUUGACAUCUUCUUGUUCUUCACCCUCUACCUAAGAUGUACUUGUUGCCUCAGAGAACUGUCCCUUCAAGCUGUCAAAGGUCAACGCUGCAGUGCAUUUCAGAAUCACAAUUGUGUUACCAGAACACAGAAGUCACUAGUUUCAGGAAAUGUCCCCAGUAGUGAGAGGGCACUAUUAUCUACGGUUUCUUAGUUUACUAGGCAAGAGCCUCACCCACCAGUGUGCAUCUUUGUAGAUCUGCUUAUUAAACUAUACAAUACCGACUACAGGGGUUAGUUUCAGAUUAACAAGAGAACAGGAAGUGUUUAAAGAAACUGUUUGGGACUCAAUGGUAUCUCUUCAUGUAAGUGGUAUAUAAGGGAAAAGGAUGUCUCUCUUUGUUGGCCACGUCUCCUAGGAUGUCCAAACACAUGGCUCAUGACUGUUAAGCUAAACUUCCAUAGAGCCUUAUAAACAACAAGGGUAGUAUAUUUAAAACUAUGUUGUAUAGCUUGGAAACGUAUCCUAAGAUCUUAAUUCAGAGUUUUUCUGAGGUGUUGGACUUUGCCAUUAGCAAAAACAGUGUUUUUAGAGAAAAAUCCAUCGACUGUUUAUGAAGCACUGAUUUUUGCCAUAUCUCAAGUCUCUAGUUUUUCCACUGCACCUGCACGCGGCAGUUACGUUUGUGUUUCUACUGUAGCGUCUGCUUCCACUGGUGAUGAAUUUGUCAAAUAGCUCUUCAGCAGUAUAGAUGAUUUUACCUAACAAUUGGGUGAGCGGAUUUAAAUGUUCCACUUUAGUAAAGAAAGUAGAUGGUCUUUUGUUGUUGUUGUCGUCGCCCUUUUAAAUACUAUGCGAGGUAUUUCUUUCCCAGUUGUAAACACUUUUAACUUCAACAAAAGCCAGUAUUUAACUUAGUAGCAAGUAUUAAGAUGCUGCUAGUUAAUGUUCUUUGCUUCUCUUCCUCAAAUCCAUAUGAAAGUCUGACCAGACCCUCAUAGGAACCAUUAUCUAAUAACUCAUUCACAAAGCCAAGUCUGGCAACUUACUGUCAUCUGAGUUUCUGUGUUGCUUCUUGCCUUGUGACAAAUCAGAUGUAUCACAUAGCCCAUGUAUAUUAUCAUAAACAUCGUUUGAUGUUUGUGAUGAAAAAAUAAUCUCUGUGUGUGCGUAUGCGUGUGUGUGUGUAUGUGUGUGUGUGCAUGUGUGUGUGUUGCAAUGUGUGAGAUGUUUCUUAGAAAUAGUGACUGAAAUGACAUUCUAUUAGGCAGUGUUUGAUUGCUUCCUGCCUGAUGUGUACAUAGUAAUCCGGCUGACUAUCGGUUGUUAUUUGUCCAGAACUUAUUGUUUGCUGUUGCUCUGUAUGAAACUAAGUGUCUGUUAAAAUUUAGACUUCAGUCCAACAUUGGCACAAUUUUGUGUGCUUUAUACCUCUGUAAAUAUACGAAUGAAUCUUGUGUGGCCUGUUCAAUGUGACCUCCAAUCUUGAAACAAUAAUAUUCUGUAGUAUGUACAUUUGGAAACAAUUUGAUCUCUCAAAUGGAUAUUGUGAAUGAUCAGUACCCGCAAGUCAAACGCAACACUGCUGAAAUGCAUGCCUCUUCAAGAAGAAGUCAGGAAAACAAGAAUUAAGAUAAAGUUUAAUGGCAAGUAUUUUUGAUAAUUUCCUACCUGCUUCAUUGUAUUUUCAAGAAAAAAAAAAUGUGAACGUAAUGUUAGCUCUCCAAGGGAAUGACUUUGUCUCAUAAGCAUUAAAUAUACUUAAUGUUUUACCCCAAUAUUGUUCAGAUCGACAUCAAGCAUAAAGAACUCAAAACUAUUUUUGAUUCUUCAUAUUUUUUGAUGUUUUAAGGUCAGUUUGUGAACCCUUUGUCUUCAGAGUUGAGAAAUGUCAAUUCAAUAAUAAACUAAUAGAA
Molecule: messenger RNA, 9302 nt
Organism: Meriones unguiculatus (Mongolian gerbil)
Lineage: Eukaryota; Metazoa; Chordata; Mammalia; Rodentia; Muridae
Gene: Ankfn1
Product: ankyrin repeat and fibronectin type III domain containing 1
Exons: 20
Coding region: 409-3645 (1078 amino acids)
Biological process (GO): establishment of mitotic spindle orientation; regulation of establishment of bipolar cell polarity
Cellular component (GO): spindle
Molecular function (GO): protein binding
Source: RefSeq, a predicted model, not a curated record